Messenger RNA from Trichomonas vaginalis G3, 13983 nucleotides. Its product is annotated as dynein light chain binding. The record is from RefSeq and is a predicted model, not a curated record. Lineage: Eukaryota; Parabasalia; Trichomonadida; Trichomonadidae. Gene Ontology annotation, biological process: microtubule-based movement. The transcript has a single exon. Gene Ontology annotation, cellular component: dynein complex. The coding region runs from base 1 to 13983 and encodes 4660 amino acids. Gene Ontology annotation, molecular function: dynein intermediate chain binding; dynein light intermediate chain binding; minus-end-directed microtubule motor activity.
AUGGCUGAUCCUCGUUACAAAUUCCUUUGGACGAAGAUUGCCGAAAAUCUUCUUUUCGAAAAUUCCAACGCUGUCGAAGACUGGGCUGCCAACCUCUCAGGCGAACAGAUGAGUAAGAUAAACAAUUUCUUAUCUACUCACGAUGAGGUACCAGCUCUCUUCUUCUACGUUACAUCAAGAGAACCAUUAGAAAUGACAGUCUCAGAUGACCCCUCUGAGUACCCAGGCAAGUCAUGCAUUUUAACUCCAUACUUCCUCAAAAUUGAGAAGGAAAACAAGCAAGCACUCUCAAACAACAACAUCGAUCAAUUGGUUGCUGCCGGCAUUAUUGCUGGAGAUCCAAUCUCAUCCUUCAACUCGAUGUUUUCAAAGUCUUAUUCCGGUGUUAUCCGUACAGCACUUGAUUCAGCUGACGAAGGCAUUGACAGGAAGUCUCUCAACAUUAUCCUCACAGGCAUCGAGCGUAAGUCUCAAUCAAUUAGCUCCACAGUUGAAGCUACAUCAAAGGCCGUUAUCUUAGAACCUCCGGCCGACAUGCACGGUGUUACACUCGAUUCACAGUCCCUUCUCCAGGCUUCCCACGAUGAUUCUAUCACCAACAAAUUUGCUCAAAAGAUGCAACAGUGGUGCGAACAGAUCCAAGGCCUUCUCAAUGUUACCGAGCAAGUCCGCCAAGAAGACGAGGACAGUGGUCCACGUGCCGAAAUGGAUUACUGGCGCGAGCGUCUCUCAAUUUUCUCAUCACUCGUCGAAUCCAUCAAGUCCAACGAUGUCAGAAUCGUUGUCUCUGUUCUUAAGAUCAAGAGACCACCGAUUCUUACACUUUGGAACGAACUUGAUGCUAAGAUUACAGCAUCUGCUAACGAAGCUAAGGAUAACGUUAAGUAUCUUACUUCCCUUGAGAAGUAUACUGAACUUCUUUACGCUCUCGACCCACCAGAGUGUGGCGAACUCGUUCCAGGACUUAUUACAUCAGUAUCCAUGGUCCACAACAUCUCCCGCUACUACAGAUCACCACAGCGCAUCUGCACCCUUCUUAAGAAGGUUACAAACCAGAUGAUCAACACCUGUGUCCAUUACAUCUGCCCAAGCGGCCAACUUUACGAGCAAGACAGAACUCUUCUCAUUAAGAAGUUCCACGAGUGCAUUGAUUUAAACAAGCGCUACCAGGAAUGCUACAACAACACAAUGAAGACAAAGGUUCCAUCUCUCGAUACAACACAACCAGCCAACAAGACAGGCGACCUCAACAAGACAGGCAAGUCAUCAGACAAGAAGGAUGAUUCCAACACAACACGCGAACUUAAGACGCAUUUCAUCAUCUUCGGUAAGUUUGAUGCCUUUUCUGAGCGUUGCGACUACUUGAUCAACUUGUUUACAACAAUUAAUGAGUUCAACAACCUCUCCAAGUGCCGCCUUGAAGGUAUGGCUCCAAUUGUUACAAGAUUUGUUGAAGAUAUCGAUUUUACAAAGCGCGUUUCCUACAAGAUGCUUGAUCCACGUAACCAAACAUUCCAAAAGGAUUACAAGCUCUUCCAAACAAACUGCGUACAACUCGAUACUCAAAUCCGCCAAAUCAUCAGCGAUGCCUUCCAAGUUACACCAACUCCAAUGGCCGCUCUCGACCUCUAUACCGAGCUUUCCGGCACAAUGACCCGCCAGCAAGGCAAGGCCGAGCUUGAAAAGUGGUUUACAAAGACAUUAACACGCUAUUCUGAAGAUCUCGACCUUGUUGAUAAGGAGCAACAACAGAUGGCCUCCAGUUUCAACAACAAGAAGCUUCAGAUCAAGAACAUGCCACCAAUUGCCGGUUGCAUUGCCAGAACUCGUCAAUUAAUGGACAGAAUCACCGGUCCAAUGGAAGUUUUCAAGAAGCACGAAGGUGUCUUCGAUAAAGGCGAGAACAAGAAGCUUGUUGCCAAGUACAACCCAACAUUGUACAAAUUGGCCGACCUUGAGAAGAAGUGUUAUGAAUUGUUCCAGGACAAUGCUGCCCUUCUUAAGAAGGAAAUGCAGAAUACAUUGAUCAAGAUGGAUUCUAACCACGUUCUCACUGUCAACUUCUCACAUGAUGUUCUCAGAAUUUUCCAGGAAGCCAACGUUUUCUGCCGCUUCAAAUUCGAUUUACCACCACAGUUCGAGUCCUUUGUUUCUCAGGAGGCACACAUCAAGAAAUGCCGCACUGAGUUACAGAACUUACUCGUCCGCCACGAUACAAUUCUCUUCCAGAUCACAGAGACAUUCCCAGAUCUCUUCAGAGACGCCCAAAUGAAGCUUGAAGCAGUUAUCGCUCCAGGUGGCCAGACAUUAACAUGGUCAUCUCUUAACAUCGAUAACUACAUCGAGACAUUGAAGCAGAAGAUCUCUCAAAUUGAGGAUGUUCUCAACAAAGUCAACGAUAUCCGCACAUUCUCAAUCAACAAGUCACUCCAGGAGAUCGCAGAAACACCACUCUGCCCACCAUUCAAGUCGAACAUCACUGAUCCACAGCACUUCAUCGACGAAAUCUCAUCACACGCCGCUGAAGCUGUCCAAAAGAUCAAUGCCCGUGUACAAGGUAUCCAAGCCUCUGUCUGCGAAAUAAUCAACAUUAUUUCAACAGUUUCCGACAUCGAUCCGAAGAAGGAAGACGAUGACGGAAAGUCAGAGCCAAAGCAACUCUUCCAGUACAACAAGGAAGACAACACAAUGAUUGUCACAGGAAGCCUUGUCUGGUCAAUGUUCAAGACAUACGAAGAGAUCACAUUCAGAGCAGUUGUUAAGUGCUUCAAGAACUCAAUGAACGAUUUAUGCGAAGCCCUCAAAGCUGCUAAGGAACACGAUCCAACACUCUUCUCAACAGAACUCCGUCCAACUGUUCCAGAUCUUACAUUAUCCCCAGAUAUCAACGGAAUCCAAUCAACACUCAAUGAAGGUGUCCGUGCAAUGCUCAGAGCAACACAGGACAUCCAGACAUUCGUUCUCGCAAGAUUCCCAUCUGCUCCGGAACAGCAGAAGACAGAGAAGCACAACGAAGAGAAGGACAGAGACAUAGACGAGGAAGGCGAACCAGCCGGACUCGCUGUUGCUCAGAACCAAGACUUCAGAGCACAGAACUACUUCAACGCUCUCACAAGAGAUUACCCAACAAUCGCUUUGAUCAUUUCAAUGACAAACAGAAUGAAGGAGUUCAUCCCGAAGAUCAACGAAUACACAGCCAAGUUCAACGAGUAUUCAUUCCUUUGGGAAUCCGAUGGCGACAAGUCCUUCCAGGAGUUCGAAGCCACAAAUCCAUCAAUUCGCCAAAUCAAGGAGAAGAUGGAUAACUUCAUGCUCCUCGAGUCAAAGAUCGAAGACAUUGUCGAGAAGACACGCGUCGGACCAAUCAUCAUCGACUGCUCCGGUGUCAAAAGUGCUCUCAUCGCUGAAGCUAAGAAGUGGAAGCAGAAAUACGGUGAUCUCUUGAACAAGAUCGGACGCUCAAAGAUGUUGGAGCUCAACGAUUUCAUCGAGAAGAUGAAGAACGCUCUUUCAAAGUCCAUCAACCAACUCGAUGAUCUCAGAUCAACAAUGGACGCUCUCAAGGCUGUUCGUGAGAAAUCCGCUGAAUACGAUCAGCUCAUGGCUCCAAUCGAAGAGUCUUAUUCCCUUCUCGCAAAGAACGGAAUCACCGUUCCACAGGAAGAACUCGAUAUGUUCGAUAACAUCCAAUACAACUGGGGCAAACUCCGCGCUCUCGAGCAGGAACAACAGGAAACACUCCAAAAGGUUUCUCCUCAGUUCAAGAACCAAGUUAUCGAAGGUAUGGCACAGUUCCUCGAAGACUUCAAGCAAUUCCAAAUCCAAUACAACCAAGAAGGCCCUAUGGCACCAGGUUUGACACCAGCUGAAGCUUCCGAGAAGCUCAAGAUCUUUCAGCACCAGUUCGAUAACAUCCAGAAGAGAUGGAUCACAUAUUCCGGUGGUCAGGAUCUCUUCGGUCUCGAGAAGACCAAAUUGGACUCAAUCGAUGUUCUCGCUAAGCAACUCAAGAACUUAACAACACUUUACAACCUUUACUCCGAAGUUAACACAUACACAAGACAAAUCAGAGAUUUCCUUUGGGUCGAAGUUAAGUUCUCAGACAUCGAAGUCAAGAUGACAGAGUUCCAGACAAGAACACGUCACUUACCAGCCGAAAUGAGAGGUUGGGCUGCUUACCAGGAUCUCGGCCAGAAGAUCGAUAACUUCGUCGACACAAUGCCACUUCUUGAAGCACUUUCUAACCCAGCUGUCAAGCCAGUUCACUGGGAUGAAAUCAAGAAGCUCACACACGUCGAUAUCGAUACAGAUAAGGAUGUCUUCAGACUCGGCCACGUUUUCGACGCCGGUCUUCUCAACUUCAAGGAAGAUGUCCAGGAUAUCUGCAACGCAGCUACACAAGAAGCCAAGAUCGAAGCCAAGCUCAGAGAAAUCGAAGGCGAUUGGCAGGCAACAGAGUUCACAUUCUCUCCAUACAAGGGAAUGCAGGACAUGCUUCUUAAGGGUGCAGAAACAAACGAAAUCAUCACAAAGAUCGAAGACUCUCUUAUGGCUCUCAGCUCUCUUAACUCCAACAGAUUCGUCGCUCGUUUCAAGUCACAAGUCGAAUCAUGGAUGAAGAAGUUGUCCGUUUCAAGAGAUGUCAUCACAGAGUGGCAGCAAGUCCAGUCCAUGUGGAUCUACCUCGAAGCCGUUUUCUCAGGAGGUGAUAUCGCUAAAUACAUGACACAGGAAACAAAGGCAUUCGCACAGAUCAACAAGAACUGGAUGACAAUCAUGAAGAACGCUUCUGAUGUCAAGAAUGUCGUCACAGUCUGCUUCGUCGAUGAAGGCCUUGCCAAGCUCUUCAAGCACUUGCUCGAACAGCUCCAGAAGUGCCAGAAGGCUCUUUCCGGCUACAUCGAAAAGAAGCGUCAGUCAUUCCCACGUUUCUACUUCCUUUCCGAACCAGUUAUUCUCGAAAUUCUCGGUCAGGCAUCAGAUCCACAGGCCAUUCAGCCACACAUCCACUCCAUCUUCGAUAACUUGACACACCUCGAGUUCGAUCAGAUGCAGUACAACAAGAUUCUCGGUUUCGAAUCCGGCGAAGGUGAAAAGGUCAAACUUUACCAGCCAUUCCUUGCCCAGGAUAACGUCGAAAAGUGGCUCAACGACCUCAUCAACAAGAUGCGCCAGACAUUGCUCAACAUCUGCACAGAAAUGUCCACACAAAUCCAGACAUUCACUGUCGAGCAGUGGGUCAACGCAGACUUCCCAGCACAGAUCAUGCUUCUUGCUAUGAUGAUCUGGUGGACAGAGCGCACAGAAGACACACUCAAGCGCGCUAAUGGCAAGAACCAGAAGAUCUUCAAGGAGACAAAGGACGAAUUCGAAAUGAGAUUCAAGAAACUCGUCGAAAUCGCUGGUGGUCUCGAUAAGUCCAAGAAAUUGAAGUCUGUCCACAUCGAAGUUCUCAUCACUCUCUUCCUUCACAACAGAGAUAUCUACAACUCUCUUGUUGACAUGAAGAUCAAGUCACCACUCGAUUUCGAAUGGCAGAAGCAGAUGAGAUACUACUGGAAGCCAGAAGGCAGAAAGUGCAUCAUCGCCAUCACAGAUGUCGAGCGUGAGUACUCCUACGAAUACCUCGGCUGCACAGGCCGUCUCGUUAUUACUCCACUCACAGAUAGAUGCUACAUCACUCUUGCUCAGGCCCUCGGUUUGUCCAUGGGUGGUGCUCCAGCUGGUCCAGCCGGUACAGGCAAGACAGAGACAGUUAAGGAUAUGGCUAAGGCUCUCGGUAUCAUGUGCGUCGUUUUCAACUGCUCCGAUCAGAUGAACAACCAAGGUCUCGGCCGUAUUUUCCGUGGUCUCGCUCAGGCAGGCUGCUGGGGUGACUUCGAUGAGUUCAACCGUAUUGAACUCGAUGUUCUUUCCGUCGCUGCUCAGCAAGUCGCUACAAUCUUCAACGCUUGCCGUGAAAGACAGCGUAUCUUCAAGUUCGUCGAUGGUAACAUGGUUGAAUUAGAUAACAGAGUCGCUAUCUUCAUCACAAUGAACCCAGGUUACGCUGGUCGUCAGGAACUUCCAGAAAACUUGAAGAUUCAAUUCCGUAUGGUCGCUAUGAUGGUUCCAGACAAGCGUCUUAUCAUGAAGGUCAAACUCGCUUCAUCCGGUUUCCAGGACUACAUGUCACUUUCCGACAAGUUCGCCCUUCUUUACGCUCUUUGCUCAGAGCAGCUUUCCAAGCAGAUCCACUACGACUGGGGUCUUCGUAACAUUCUUUCCGUUCUUCGUUUCUCCAAGGAAGUUCGUGCCAACAACCCAACAAUGAACGAACAAGAACUUCUCAACCGUGUUCUUAUGAACAUGAACCUUGCUAAGCUUGUCGACGAUGAUGAACCACUCUUCCUCGACUUGCUUCAGGAUGUUUUCGAUAAGAAACCAGAUCAACAACCAGAUAUGGCCAUCAAGAACUCCAUCAUCGAAAACGCUGUCGCUCACGGUCUCGAUCCAUUCCCAGAGUGGAUGGCAAAGGCCAUGCAGCUUCAGGAAACAUGCGAAGUUCGUCACGGCAUCAUGAUCCUUGGCCCAUCAGGCUCAGGUAAGUCUUCAUUGCUUAAGAUGCUUAUCCUCGCUUACUCCGAAGUUCGCUGCCCACACGAGUUCGUCAGAAUGAAUCCAAAGGCUAUCACAUCCUCCCAGAUGUUCGGUACACUCGAUCCAUCAUCCAACGAUUGGACAGAUGGUAUCUUCUCUUCUCUCUGGCGUAUGGCCUGCAAGAAGACAAACAAGAACGUCUGGCUCGGCCUCGAUGGCCCAGUCGAUGCCAUUUGGAUCGAAAACCUUAACUCCGUUCUUGAUGAUAACAAGACACUUACAUUGGCUAACGGUGAUAGACUUCCUAUGGCUCCAACAGUCAAGCUUCUCUUCGAAAUGUCUUCCCUCGAUAACGCUUCACCAGCUACAGUUUCUCGUGCAGGUAUGAUUUACGUUCCAUCACACAUUCUCACAUGGCGUCCACUCGCUAUGUCAUGGUCCAAGCGCGAAGAUUUCAAGGCUAUCGAAAGAAUCUUCCCAGAACUCAUUUCUUCAUUCGAUAAGCUCUUCGCUUAUGUCUUCAAGCAUCUUAAGAUGGUCAUGAAGACAUCACAGGUCCACGUCAUCACAACAAUCCUCCACAUCUUCGAGGCCAUGAUCACAUCCAGAGAAUCUGAUGGUUUCAUCAAACUCAACUGCCAGGAUCCAGCCAUCCUCAAGAAGCUCAUGAUCUUCUCUGCCAUGUGGGCAUUCGGCGGCUUCCUCGAUCUCGAUGGCCGUGCACAACUCUCACAGUGGCUCUGCAAGGAAUACGCAGCUUCCAUUCCAUCAUCCAUCGACAAGGCUAAGCUCUUCGAUUACGUCGUCGAUCUCAAGUCUGGCGGUGAAUGGGUUAACUGGGAAGAAAGACUCAAGACAUACGAGUAUCCGAAGAAGGAGACACCAGAAUUCGCAUCCAUCCUCGUUCCAACAAUCAACAACACACAGAUCGAGUACCUUCUUCAGUUGCUCGCACAGUCCGGCCGCUCCAUCCUUUUGUUCGGUGACUCUGGUACUGCUAAGACAGCUACAAUCAACACAUUCUUGAACACAUUCGAUAAGGAGCGCUGGGUUUCCAAGGUCUUCAACUUCUCAUCUGCCACAACACCAUAUCUCUUCCAGACAUCAAUUGAGUCCGUCCUCGAGAAGACAAUCGGUUCUUCCUACGGCCCAAUCGGUGGCAAGCGCAUGGAAGUCUUCAUCGAUGAUAUCUCCAUGCCAGAAAUCAACGAGUGGGGUGACCAGGUCACAAACGAAAUUGUCCGUCAGUUGAUGGAAGAUUCCGGCUUCUAUUCACUCGAAAAGCCAGGUGAGUUCAUCACAGUUAUCAACACACAGUUCGUCGCAGCCAUGUGCACACCAGGUGGUGGUCGUAACGAUGUUCCAGACAGACUCAAGAGACACUUCUCUGUCUUCAACUACACAUUACCAGAUGUUGCAUCAAUCAACAGAAUUUACGCUACAAUUCUCAAGGGCUUCUUCGUCGAAGAAAGAGGCUUCUCACAGAGCAUCUGCAACCUCGCAGGCACAGCUGUCGAUGCAACACACGCCAUCUGGUCCGCCACAAAGGGAAGAAUGCUUCCAACACCAGCCAAGUUCCACUACGUCUUCAACCUUCGUGAUCUUUCACGUGUCACACAAGGCAUGUUACAGGUCACAUCGAAGGAAGUCAACACACCAGAACUCUUCGUUUCUCUCUGGGCUCACGAGUGCUUCAGAGUCUUCCCAGAUAAGUUCACAACAGACCAGGAUAAGGCAUGGUUCUCAGAAGCCAUCGUAAAGACUGGUUGCGAGAAGUUUGGUGACGCAUACGAGCACUUACUCCGCGAAGCAUCCACAAGAUUAUGGUGCUCAUUCAUGCACGAUCCAGAUUACUCUCAAUACGAAGGUGUCGAAGAUUCCAAGAUUCCAAGAAUCUACGAGCAAGUCUCCACAUUCGAUGCCCUCAACAAGAGAUGCCGCGAAUUCAUGGACGAGUUCAACUCCAAGCCAUCAACAAAGGGCAAGAAACUCGAUCUCGUUCUUUUCGAUGAUGCUAUGAACCACCUUGUCCGUAUUGCCCGUAUCAUCGGCAUGCCACGUGGCCACGCUCUUCUUGUCGGUGUCGGUGGCUCUGGUAAGCAGUCACUUACACGCCUUGCCUCAACAAUUCUCGGCUACAACAUCUUCCAAGUCACUCCAGGCCGUAACUACGGUACAAACGACUUCCUCACAGAUAUCAGAGAACUCUACAGACAGGCAGGUGUCCUCAACAAGAGAACAACAUUCAUCUUCACAGAUAACGAAGUCAAGCAGGAAUCAUUCCUCGAAUUCAUCAACAACAUCUUGACAACAGGUGAAAUCGCUAACUUGUUCUACCGUGAUACAUACGAAGCUCUCAUGUCCGAAAUGCGUCCAAUCUUCAUCAAGGAAUGCCGCGGACAAGUCGAUACAGAUCAAAACGUUUACGGUUACUUCAUCAACCGUGUCAGAUCCAACCUUCACAUCGUUCUUUGCUUCUCACCAGUCGGCGAACAGUUCAGAAAGCGCAACCUCAAGUUCCCAGGUCUUUUCAGCGGCUGCACAAUCGACUGGUUCACACACUGGCCUCACCAGGGUCUUUACUCCGUCGUCGAGAACUUCCUCAAGCCAAUCGACAUCAUCGCAAAGGACAGCGACAUCAAGGAACGUCUUUCCGAGACAUUCGCUUUGAUCCACGAGUCCGUUGAACAAGGCUGCGAAGACUACUUCAACAGAUUCAGACGUCGUACAUUCGUUACUCCAAAGUCCUACCUUUCAUUCCUUUCUUCAUUCAAGACAUUGUAUCAGACACAGCUCGAGAAGAUUCAGGAUGAUGCAAACCGUAUGAAGGAAGGUCUCCAGAAGAUCGAAGAUGCUAAGGUUUCUGUCGCUAACAUGAAGUCCAAACUCAGCGAAGAAAAGGCAGUUGUCGCCCAGAAGUCCGCUGAAGCACAGCAGAUUCUUGAUGUCGUUACUGUCAAGAGAGCUGAAGCAGAAACACAAGCUGCAGAAGUCCAGACACAGAAGGAUGCACAGGAAGUCGAGAAGAACAAGAUUGCUGUCAUGCAAGAAGACGCUAACGCCAAGUUACAAGAUGCUAUGCCAGCUAAGAUCGAAGCAGAAAAGGCCCUUCAGUCCCUCACAUCAGGUGAUAUGAACGAACUUAAGGGUUACGCACAGAUUGGUGCAGUCAUCAUGUUGGUGUUCGAUGCAGUUUGUAUCCUUUUGUACGACAAGAUUCUCCCAUACACACCAGAAGAGUUGUCCACAAAGGAUGGCACAUUCCAGUUCAUGACUCCAUCUCUCGAAUACGGUAACAACUACCGUAAAUCAACAACACUUCUUCAGACACUUGUCAACUAUCCAAAGGAUCAGAUCAACGACGAACAGAUCGAUCUUCUCCAGCCAUACUUAACAUGCCCAAUCUUCAAUCCAACAGUCGCUAAGAAGGCUUCCACAGCUGCAGGUGGUAUCUGCUCAUGGGUUAUCAACGUUUGCAAGUACCAUGCAGUCGAAAAGGGUGUUAGACCACUCAAGCUUCAGUUGGAUCAGGCUACAGCAUCCCUCAACAAGGCCGAAGCAGCUCUCAAGGUUCUCGAAGACGCUCUUGCUGAAAAGCAGCGCGCACUUGAUGAACUCCAGCGCAACUACGAUGCAGCUCUCGGCAAGCAGAACGAGUGCACAAUGCGUGCCCAGGCAACAGAAAAGAAGCUCAAGGACGCUCAGACUCUUAUCGACGCUCUUUCCAACGAAAAGAGCCGUUGGGAGACACAAGCUUCCAUGCUCCAAGAGUCCAUUCUCAAGACAGUCGGUAACGCAACAAUCGGUGCUGCCUUCAACUCAUACUGCGGUAUGUUCAACCACGUCAUGAGACAGCACUUCUUGAACGAGGCAUGGCCGAACAUCCUAGCUUCGAACCAGAUCCCGUCUCAAGGACAGAUCGAUAUCAUCUCGCUGUUCGUUACAGAAGCAACACUCGAUACAUGGCAGCUCCAAGGUUUGCCAUCAGAUGAACUUUCAAGACAGAACGGUGUCAUUUCAACAAACGCUCCAACAUAUCCACUGCUUAUCGAUCCACAGGGUCAGGCACACAGUUGGAUUAUGAACAGACACAAGCAGGACCUUAUUGUCACAUCAUUCGAAGACAAAUACUUCAGAACACACUUAGAAAACGCUUUGCAGUCAGGUCGCCCACUUCUCAUUGAAGAUUGCGGUGAAGAAAUUGAUCCAAUUCUCGAUAACAUUCUCGCAAAGAACUACAUGAAGGUUGGUCGUUCCAUCAACGUCAGUGUUGGUGGUAAGGAUGUCGAAGUCUACCAGGGCUUCACACUCUACUUCACAACUAAGCUCGCCAACCCGAAGUUCUCGCCAGAAACAUUCGCAAAGUGCUCUGUCAUCGAAUUCUCCGUCACACAGAACGGUCUUCAGGAACAGCUUCUCAACCUCGUUAUUCUCAGAGAAAAGGAGUCCCUCGAAAUCGACAGACAGCGUCUUCUCGCAAAGGUCGCUGCCCUCAAGGCAUCACUCGUCGAUCUCGAAAACAAGCUUCUCGAUUUGCUCAGAUCAUCAAAGGGCGAUCUCUUGGAGAACACAUCCCUUAUCACAACACUUAACUCCACAAAAGUCACAUCCAAGGAGAACACAGAGUCUCUUAACGAGGCUAUGACAACCAACCAGAAGAUCGAAAACUCACGUAAGGAGUACAUGCCAGUCGCUCUUCGUGGUGCUGUCAUCUACUUCUUGAUCCAAGAUCUCGCAAACGUCAACUACAUGUACCAGAUUUCUCUUAACCAGUUCUUAGGAAAGUUCUUCCAGGCCAUUGAAGAAGCUCCUCCGGAUCCAAUGACACAGACACGUAUCGCAAACAUCAUCCAAACAUUGACAUACCUCUGCUUCACAUACAUCGUCCGUGGUCUCUACGAAAAGGAUAAGCUCUUGUUCACACUCCAAUUAGCCCUCAAGAUCCAGUUGUCAUUGAACGUCUUCGACUUCAACGAUUAUCAGAUCUUCCUCAAGGGUGGCGCUGCUUUCUCUGGCGGUGACAAGAUGGGCGAUGUCCAGUUACCAGACAUCUUCUCACAGGUCAAAGAAAACGUCUUGGCCUUGUCACAGAUCUCAUUGUUCAAGGGACACUUCACAGAGAUCACAGACCAAGUUCCAAAGUGGAAGGAACUCAUGGAAUCUCAGGCACCAGAAAACAUGGAGCCACCACACAUCUGCGAGAACAUGACACCAUUCCACAACGCAGUCAUCAUCAGAUGUAUCAGACCAGAUAGAGCUAUCUUCGCUGCAAACAAGUACAUCGGAGAAGUCCUUGGCAAGGAAUUCCUCGAAUACACAAUGCCAUCACUCGAUGUCAUCUCCGCAGAAGCAGGCAACCAGUCUCCAGUCAUCUACUUGCUUUCUGCAGGUUCCGAUCCAACACCACUUGUCGAAGAAGCAGCUAAGAAGGCUAAGAUCCCAAUCAGCUCCAUCUCCAUGGGUCAGGGCCGUGAAGAAAUCGCUGAAGCAGCUAUCCAGAACGCCAAGCACAAGGGUGAGUGGGUUCUUCUCCAGAACUGCCACCUUGGUCUCAAGUACAUGGCUGCCUUGUUCGAAAUGUACAAGACAGACAUUGCCAACACUGCCAACGCUCAAGAGAAGAAGGAAGAGGCCAAAGAUGCCGGUGCUGCAGCCGCUCCAGCCAAGGAAGGCGAGCAGAAGAAGCCAGAGAAGGAGAAGGUCAAGUCAGUCCACCCAGAUUACAGACUCUGGAUCACAACAGAGCCAAAUCCAAGAUUCCCAGUCAACCUCCUUCAGCUCUCCAUCAAGCUCACAAACGAGCCACCAGCCGGUGCAAAGGCCAACCUCAAGAGAACAAUCCUUUCUCUCAACCAGCAGACAAUCGAGCAGCUCGAAGUCUCCGAAUGGCGUAGACUCAUCUACGUUCUUGCAUUCUUCAACACAACAGUUCAGGAACGUCGUAAAUUCGGACCACUCGGAUGGUGCAUUCCAUACGAAUUCAACCACUCCGACUUCACAGCUUCACUCGCUUUCUGCUCAGCCCAGAUUGUCGACGCACAGAGAGUCUCCCCGAACCCGAACACCAACCCGAACGUCUUCCAGCAGUCCUUCUGGCAGACAGUCCGCUACGGCAUCUGCGAAAUCCACUACGGUGGACGUGUCACAGAUGAACUCGACCGCAGACUCAUCAACGCCAUUGGUGAGAACUACUUCAACAACGAACGUGUCUUCGAUAACGUUCCAGGUGCCCAGAAGUACUUCGAUGUCAGUGGUGCUGAUCCAAAGGAAGUCGGCAAGUACCCAAUUCUCGACUGCAUCAACGUCAACCAGUUCCUCGACGCCAUCAAGAACUUGCCACAGAACGAUCCUCCAGAGGUAUUCGGCCUCAACGCAAUCGCUGAUGUCAAGCUCAGACGUGACCAGGCAGACGAGAUCUUCCAGAAGAUCAUCGAUAUCCAGCCAAAGGAGUCCUCUGUCGGCGGCAUGACACGUGAAGACGUCGUCAUGAAGCGCUGCCAGGAAUUGUUGCCACAAGUUCCAGAGAACUUCAACAUGGAACAAGUCAGAAAGACUGUCGUAGACAAUGGUUCCAAGCCACUCUACGUCUGCGCCAAGCAGGAGAUAGAGCGUAUGCAGAACGUUCUCAAGGUUCUUAGAUCAACACUCACAGAUCUCAUGGCUGCUAUCGAUGGUACAAUCGUCAUGAACGAUCAGUUGUACGGCUCUAUGAACUCAUUGUUCGAUGGCCGUAUCCCAAGACACUGGCUCAGAAUCUCAUGGCCAGCUGAUACACUCAAGGGCUGGUUCGACGAAGUCAAGGCCAGAUACCAGCAGUACAACACAUGGAUCCAACAGGGCACAAAGAUGGAUACAUUCUGGCUCGGUGGUAUGUUCAACCCAGGUGGCUUCGUCACAUCACUCAGACAGGAAACAGUCCGUGCCAACGCUGGCUGGCAGCUCGACCAGACAUCACUCGAUUCAGAAGUCCAGCCACUCGGUGGACGCUCUACAAAGGGAGACAACGACAAGCCAGUCAAUGGCCCAACAAUUGUCUCUGUCUACUGCCGCGGAUUCUGGCUCGAAGGCGCUAGAUGGAUCAAGACAGUCGGCGCUAAUUCUAACACAACAUACGGUUUGGCUGAACUUGUUUCAGUCACAGGAAAGGGCAAGUCCCAGAAGCUCGUUACAGAUCUCAGAAACGAAAUGCCACUCAUCAAGUUAGGCACUUCACAAAGAGAUCCAAAGGCUAAACCACCACCAGUCAUCCCACUUUCUAAGGAUAGAACUUACAUGGCUCCUAUCUACAAGAGCUCUCAGCGUACUGAUCUUAACUAUAUCAUUUCUAUCCCACUUCAGACAGCUGAUCCAAAGCUUUUCGCUAUUCAUUGGGUCCUUCGUGGCGUUUGCUUGACAACAAAGUAA